Molecule: messenger RNA, 867 nt
Organism: Macadamia integrifolia
Lineage: Eukaryota; Viridiplantae; Streptophyta; Magnoliopsida; Proteales; Proteaceae
Product: two pore potassium channel a-like
Biological process (GO): potassium ion transmembrane transport; stabilization of membrane potential
Cellular component (GO): plant-type vacuole membrane
Molecular function (GO): potassium ion leak channel activity
Source: RefSeq, a predicted model, not a curated record
UAUGGAGACCUUGUCCCAAAUAGCAAAGUCCCCAAACUAGUUGCAUGUGCUUUUGUCUUCUCUGCUAUGGCGCUUGUUGGGUUAAUACUUAGUAAAGCAACAGAUUAUCUUGUUGAAAAACAAGAGUUUGUUAGUUACCACCUGCAUUAAAAAGCCGGAGAAAGGGAGAUUUUCAAAGAGCUUGAAAAUAACAGAGUGAAAUACAAGUUUUCUAUGACUUUGAUCCUUCUUUUGUUGCUAAUAUUGGUUGGGACAAUUUUGUUAUACAAAUUUGAGAAGUUGGAUCUUGUUGAUGCUUUCUAUUGUAGUUGUUUUACUAUCAAAGCUUUAGGAUAUGGUGAUAAGAGCUUUUCAACUGAAAUGGGACAUGUAUUUGCUGUGUUUUGGAUAUUGACAAGCACAAUUUGCAUAGCUCAGUUCUUUCUAUACUUAGCUGAGCUAAAUACUAAACGGAGGCAACAUUUGCUAGUCAAAUGGGUUCUGAACCAGAGAAUGACAUACACAGAUCUUGAGGCAGCUGAUCUCGACGAUGAUGGGGUUGAGGUUGUUUUUGUCUCGAUGGUAUGCACACUUGGAAAGGGGAGAAUGGCAGCUAUGGUGAGGCUUCUGGAAACUGGAAACUUCUCGGAAAUCACAGCAGGUACUCUUGAGAUUUAUUCUUGCCCCCUGACAUCCAUGGUUCGAGGACUGUGGUAAAUCUAUGUGCUGGGUGCAGUUUAGGAAAUCAAGUUGACAAGCAUCAAGUAAUAUCUGCAUCAUAAAGGGAAAUCAUAGAGAGUGUAAUUAUUUAUUGGUGUUGUAGAAAAUCAUAAAUUUAAGCUGAUGCCAAUAUUAGAAAUAAUGGCUUCUAUGGUUGUUUCAUGUAUG